AGAAUUUUGCCUGGUGUGUGCAUCUUCCCAUCCUGCUUAUUGCCAACAUGAGCUGUGGAGGAAGAGGACGAGGAAGGGGUCAUCAUGAACCCCAUGGCCAUCAUGAGCAUCAUGAACACCACGGCCAUCAUGGUCACCAUGGCCAUCAUGAACACCGUGGCCAUCAUGGUCACCAUGGCCAUCAUGAACACCGCGGCCAUCAUGGCCACCAUGGCCAUCGUGAUCACAGCCCUGAAGGGAAGCCUAGUGACUGGUGCCAAACAACCACAACCACCUUCACCAUCCCAUCUGAGGUUUCAAAUCCAGUCAUCCAACCUACCAUUCCCUAUGUUGGACCAAUAGCUGGAGGUAUAAGACCAGGAACACGACUGCAUGUUCAAGGAACUGUUCAUCCUAAUGCCAAAGAGUUUCAAAUUAACUUUAAAACAGGGAUAAACAAUGCCGAUGACGUCGUCUUUCACUUCAACCCCCGGAUCGGUCAAUAUGUUUACAUGAACAUCUUCAAAAGUGGGAAAUGGCAGAAGGAGGAAUUGGGUCCCGAAAAGCCCUUCGUGAGGGGAGCAUCCUUUAAAUUACUGUUUCUCGUCAACAAGGAUUGCUAUGAGGUUCAUGUGAAUGGACAGCAUCUUUACUCAUUCAAACACCGCCUUCCUUUAGAGAGCGUUACUACACUUGGAAUAGUUGGAGAUGUUGUAAUACACUGGUUGGGAUUUGAAGACUGGAAGCAAACAACCACAACCACCUUCACCAUCCCAUCUGAGGUUUCAAAUCCAGUCAUCCAGCCUACCAUUCCCUAUGUUGGACCAAUAGCUGGAGGUAUAAGACCAGGAACACGACUGCAUGUUCAAGGAACUGUUCAUCCUAAUGCCAAAGAGUUUCAAAUUAACUUUAAAACAGGGAUAAACAAUGCCGAUGACGUCGUCUUUCACUUCAACCCCCGGAUCGGUCAAUAUGUUUACAUGAACAUCUUCAAAAGUGGGAAAUGGCAGAAGGAGGAAUUGGGUCCCGAAAAGCCCUUCGUGAGGGGAGCAUCCUUUAAAUUACUGUUUCUCGUCAACAAGGAUUGCUAUGAGGUUCAUGUGAAUGGACAGCAUCUUUACUCAUUCAAACACCGCCUUCCUUUAGAGAGCGUUACUACACUUGGAAUAGUUGGAGAUGUUGUAAUACACUGGUUGGGAUUUGAAGACUGGAAGCAAACAACCACAACCACCUUCACCAUCCCAUCUGAGGUUUCAAAUCCAGUCAUCCAGCCUACCAUUCCCUAUGUUGGACCAAUAGCUGGAGGUAUAAGACCAGGAACACGACUGCAUGUUCAAGGAACUGUUCAUCCUAAUGCCAAAGAGUUUCAAAUUAACUUUAAAACAGGGAUAAACAAUGCCGAUGACGUCGUCUUUCACUUCAACCCCCGGAUCGGUCAAUAUGUUUACAUGAACAUCUUCAAAAGUGGGAAAUGGCAGAAGGAGGAAUUGGGUCCCGAAAAGCCCUUCGUGAGGGGAGCAUCCUUUAAAUUACUGUUUCUCGUCAACAAGGAUUGCUAUGAGGUUCAUGUGAAUGGACAGCAUCUUUACUCAUUCAAACACCGCCUUCCUUUAGAGAGCGUUACUACACUUGGAAUAGUUGGAGAUGUUGUAAUACACUGGUUGGGAUUUGAAGACUGGAAGCAAACAACCACAACCACCUUCACCAUCCCAUCUGAGGUUUCAAAUCCAGUCAUCCAGCCUACCAUUCCCUAUGUUGGACCAAUAGCUGGAGGUAUAAGACCAGGAACACGACUGCAUGUUCAAGGAACUGUUCAUCCUAAUGCCAAAGAGUUUCAAAUUAACUUUAAAACAGGGAUAAACAAUGCCGAUGACGUCGUCUUUCACUUCAACCCCCGGAUCGGUCAAUAUGUUUACAUGAACAUCUUCAAAAGUGGGAAAUGGCAGAAGGAGGAAUUGGGUCCCGAAAAGCCCUUCGUGAGGGGAGCAUCCUUUAAAUUACUGUUUCUCGUCAACAAGGAUUGCUAUGAGGUUCAUGUGAAUGGACAGCAUCUUUACUCAUUCAAACACCGCCUUCCUUUAGAGAGCGUUACUACACUUGGAAUAGUUGGAGAUGUUGUAAUACACUGGUUGGGAUUUGAAGACUGGAAGCAAACAACCACAACCACCUUCACCAUCCCAUCUGAGGUUUCAGAUCCAGUCAUCCAGCCUACCAUUCCCUAUGUUGGACCAAUAGCUGGAGGUAUAAGACCAGGAACACGACUGCAUGUUCAAGGAACUGUUCAUCCUAAUGCCAAAGAGUUUCAAAUUAACUUUAAAACAGGGAUAAACAAUGCCGAUGACGUCGUCUUUCACUUCAACCCCCGGAUCGGUCAAUAUGUUUACAUGAACAUCUUCAAAAGUGGGAAAUGGCAGAAGGAGGAAUUGGGUCCCGAAAAGCCCUUCGUGAGGGGAGCAUCCUUUAAAUUACUGUUUCUCGUCAACAAGGAUUGCUAUGAGGUUCAUGUGAAUGGACAGCAUCUUUACUCAUUCAAACACCGCCUUCCUUUAGAGAGCGUUACUACACUUGGAAUAGUUGGAGAUGUUGUAAUACACUGGUUGGGUUUUGAAAAAUGGACCGUGUUUAAAGAGAAGAAAACUUUACUGAUGGGAACUGGAAGCUGGACAUUUGUCCCAUUAGAGAUUUGUGAUGCAGUCUGCAGCCCAGCACUUCCCUAUGUGGGUGGAAUCCCAGGAGGGCUUAAACGAGACAAAGCUAUAGUUUUCCAAGGGACUGUUCCUGCACAUGCAAAUUGCUUUGCAAUUAAUUUCAAAACGGGGCCGUCUGAUGGUGAUGAUAUCGCUUUUCAUUACAACCCUCGCUUUGGUGAUAUUACCGCCCUGAACAGCUUCAGAAAAGGAACCUGGGAGACACAGGAAAAUGCACCUGAUAAACCCUUCACUAAGGGAGGAGCCUUCAUAAUUCUUGUAGUCAUCAAUUCUGAGGCCUAUGAGGUCUUUGUGAAUGGAUUCAAACAUUGCACAUUCAAGCACCGCAUUGCUCUGGAGAAAGUCUCUACUGUUAACGUUUGUGGAGAUGUUUCCCUCCUCGUCUGGGGUUUUAUUGACAGCUGGAGUACAACUUCAUCCUUUAAGGAGCUGAAGACAAUCACAAGCACACCGAGCUCAGUCUCAAGUUUGAAAUUCUCACCCUCAGAGAUUUCACAUCCAGUCAUUAACACUACACUUCCCUAUGUGGGUAAAGUCCCCGGAGGGUUACAUCAAGACAGGGCUCUAUUCCUUCAAGGCAUGGUUCCUGCAAAUGCUAAUGGCUUUGCAGUAAAUUUCAAAACGGGGCCGUCUGCUGGUGAUGACAUCGCUUUUCAUUACAACCCUCGCUUUGGUGAUAUUACCGCCCUGAACAGCUUCAGAAACGGAACCUGGGAGACACAGGAAAAUGCACCUGAUAAACCCUUCACUAAGGGAGAAGCCUUCCAAAUGAUUGUACCCAUCAACUCUGAGGGUUAUGAGGUCUAUGUGAACGGUUUAAAACAUUGCACAUUCAAGCACCGGCUUCCUCUAGAGAAAGUUUCAACACUUGACAUCCAGGGUGAUAUUUCCAAACUCAUAUGGGGUUUUAUAGAUACCUGGAGUACUUCUUCAGUCUUUAAGGAAUUUCAGAAAAUCCCAGUCACAGAGACUUUGUCCACAAUCUGGGGAUCCACACCUUUCCAGAUUUCACAUCCAGUCCGCAGCUCAACACUUCCCCAUGUGGGUAAAAUACCAGGAGGAAUUAAACAAGACAUGGCUGUAUUCGUCCAAGGGACUCUUCCUUCAGAUGCCAAAAGCUUUGCAGUAAAUUUCAAAACGGGGCCGUCUGAUGGUGAUGAUAUCGCUUUUCAUUACAACCCUCGCAUUGGUGAUAUUACCGCCCUGAACAGCUUCAGAAACGGAACCUGGGAGACACAGGAAAAUGCACCUGAUAAACCCUUCACUAAGGGAGAAGCCUUCCAAAUGAUUGUACCCAUCAACUCUGAGGGUUAUGAGGUCUAUGUGAAUGGCUUAAGGCAGUGUGGGUUUAAGCACCGCAUACCUUUUGAGAAAGUUUCAGCGCUUGAAAUCCAUGGAGAUCUUUCCCAACUCAUAUAUGGUUUCAUACAUGGCUGGAGUACUUCUUCAGUCUUUACAGAACUUCAGAAAUUCCCAGUCACAGAGACUUUGUCCACAAUCUGGGGAUCCACACCUUUCCAGAUUUCAUAUCCAAUCCGCAGCUCAACACUUCCCCAUGUGGGUAAAAUACCAGGAGGGAUUAAACAAGACAUGGCUGUAUUCGUCCAAGGGACUCUUCCUUCAGAUGCCAAAAGCUUUGCAGUAAAUUUCAAAACGGGGCCGUCUGAUGGUGAUGAUAUCGCUUUUCAUUACAACCCUCGCAUUGGUGAUAUUACCGCCCUGAACAGCUUCAGAAACGGAACCUGGGAGACACAGGAAAAUGCACCUGAUAAACCCUUCACUAAGGGAGAAGCCUUCCAAAUGAUUGUACCCAUCAACUCUGAGGGUUAUGAGGUCUAUGUGAAUGGCUUAAGGCAGUGUGGGUUUAAGCACCGCAUACCUUUAGAGAACGUUUCAGCGCUUGAAAUCCAUGGAGAUCUUUCCCAACUCAUAUAUGGUUUCAUACAUGGCUGGAGUACUUCUUCAGUCUUUAAAGAACUUCAGAAAUUCCCAGUCACAGAGACUUUGUCCACAAUCUGGGGAUCCACACCUUUCCAGAUUUCAUAUCCAAUCCGCAGCUCAGCACUUCCCCAUGUGGGUAAAAUACCAGGAGGGAUUAAACAAGACAUGGCUGUAUUCAUCCAAGGGACUCUUCCUUCAGAUGCCAAAAGCUUUGCAGUAAAUUUCAAAACGGGGCCGUCUGAUGGUGAUGAUAUCGCUUUUCAUUACAACCCUCGCAUUGGUGAUAUUACCGCCCUGAACAGCUUCAGAAACGGAACCUGGGAGACACAGGAAAAUGCACCUGAUAAACCCUUCACUAAGGGAGAAGCCUUCCAAAUGAUUGUACCCAUCAACUCUGAGGGUUAUGAGGUCUAUGUGAAUGGCUUAAGGCAGUGUGGGUUUAAGCACCGCAUACCUUUUGAGAAAGUUUCAGCGCUUGAAAUCCAUGGAGAUCUUUCCCAACUCAUAUAUGGUUUCAUACAUGGCUGGAGUACUUCUUCAGUCUUUACAGAACUUCAGAAAUUCCCAGUCACAGAGACUUUGUCCACAAUCUGGGGAUCCACACCUUUCCAGAUUUCAUAUCCAAUCCGCAGCUCAACACUUCCCCAUGUGGGUAAAAUACCAGGAGGGAUUAAACAAGACAUGGCUGUAUUCGUCCAAGGGACUCUUCCUUCAGAUGCCAAAAGCUUUGCAAUAAAUUUCAAAACGGGGCCGUCUGAUGGUGAUGAUAUCGCUUUUCAUUACAACCCUCGCAUUGGUGAUAUUACCGCCCUGAACAGCUUCAGAAACGGAACCUGGGAGACACAGGAAAAUGCACCUGAUAAACCCUUCACUAAGGGAGAAGCCUUCCAAAUGAUUGUACCCAUCAACUCUGAGGGUUAUGAGGUCUAUGUGAAUGGCUUAAGGCAGUGUGGGUUUAAGCACCGCAUACCUUUAGAGAACGUUUCAGCGCUUGAAAUCCAUGGAGAUCUUUCCCAACUCAUAUAUGGUUUCAUACAUGGCUGGAGUACUUCUUCAGUCUUUACAGAACUUCAGAAAUUCCCAGUCACAGAGACUUUGUCCACAAUCUGGGGAUCCACACCUUUCCAGAUUUCAUAUCCAGUCCGCAGCCCAGCACUUCCCCAUGUGGGUAAAAUACCAGGAGGGAUUAAACAAGACAUGGCUGUAUUCGUCCAAGGGACUCUUCCUUCAGAUACCAAAAGCUUUGCAGUAAAUUUCAAAACGGGGCCGUCUGAUGGUGAUGAUAUCGCUUUUCAUUACAACCCUCGCAUUGGUGAUAUUACCGCUCUGAACAGCUUCAGAAACGGAACCUGGGAGACACAGGAAAAUGCACCUGAUAAACCCUUCACUAAGGGAGAAGCCUUCCAAAUGAUUGUACCCAUCAACUCUGAGGGUUAUGAGGUCUAUGUGAAUGGCUUAAGGCAGUGUGGGUUUAAGCACCGCAUACCUUUUGAGAACGUUUCAGCGCUUGAAAUCCAUGGAGAUCUUUCCCAACUCAUAUAUGGUUUCAUACAUACCUGGAGUACUUCUUCAGUCUUUAAAGAACUUCAGAAAAUCCCAGUCACAGAGACUUUGUCCACAAUCUGGGGAUCCACACCUUUCCAGAUUUCAUAUCCAAUCCGCAGCUCAACACUUCCCCAUGUGGGUAAAAUACCAGGAGGGAUUAAACAAGACAUGGCUGUAUUCGUCCAAGGGACUCUUCCUUCAGAUGCCAAAAGCUUUGCAGUAAAUUUCAAAACGGGGCCGUCUGAUGGUGAUGAUAUCGCUUUUCAUUACAACCCUCGCAUUGGUGAUAUUACCGCUCUGAACAGCUUCAGAAACGGAACCUGGGAGACACAGGAAAAUGCACCUGAUAAACCCUUCACUAAGGGAGAAGCCUUCCAAAUGAUUGUACCCAUCAACUCUGAGGGUUAUGAGGUCUAUGUGAAUGGCUUAAGGCAGUGUGGGUUUAAGCACCGCAUACCUUUUGAGAACGUUUCAGCGCUUGAAAUCCAUGGAGAUCUUUCCCAACUCAUAUAUGGUUUCAUACAUGGCUGGAGUACUUCUUCAGUCUUUACAGAACUUCAGAAAUUCCCAGUCACAGAGACUUUGUCCACAAUCUGGGGAUCCACACCUUUCCAGAUUUCAUAUCCAAUCCGCAGCUCAACACUUCCCCAUGUGGGUAAAAUACCAGGAGGGAUUAAACAAGACAUGGCUGUAUUCGUCCAAGGGACUCUUCCUUCAGAUGCCAAAAGCUUUGCAGUAAAUUUCAAAACGGGGCCGUCUGAUGGUGAUGAUAUCGCUUUUCAUUACAACCCUCGCAUUGGUGAUAUUACCGCCCUGAACAGCUUCAGAAACGGAACCUGGGAGACACAGGAAAAUGCACCUGAUAAACCCUUCACUAAGGGAGAAGCCUUCCAAAUGAUUGUACCCAUCAACUCUGAGGGUUAUGAGGUCUAUGUGAAUGGCUUAAGGCAGUGUGGGUUUAAGCACCGCAUACCUUUUGAGAAAGUUUCAGCGCUUGAAAUCCAUGGAGAUCUUUCCCAACUCAUAUAUGGUUUCAUACAUGGCUGGAGUACUUCUUCAGUCUUUACAGAACUUCAGAAAUUCCCAGUCACAGAGACUUUGUCCACAAUCUGGGGAUCCACACCUUUCCAGAUUUCAUAUCCAAUCCGCAGCUCAACACUUCCCCAUGUGGGUAAAAUACCAGGAGGGAUUAAACAAGACAUGGCUGUAUUCGUCCAAGGGACUCUUCCUUCAGAUGCCAAAAGCUUUGCAGUAAAUUUCAAAACGGGGCCGUCUGAUGGUGAUGAUAUCGCUUUUCAUUACAACCCUCGCAUUGGUGAUAUUACCGCUCUGAACAGCUUCAGAAACGGAACCUGGGAGACACAGGAAAAUGCACCUGAUAAACCCUUCACUAAGGGAGAAGCCUUCCAAAUGAUUGUACCCAUCAACUCUGAGGGUUAUGAGGUCUAUGUGAAUGGCUUAAGGCAGUGUGGGUUUAAGCACCGCAUACCUUUUGAGAAAGUUUCAGCGCUUGAAAUCCAUGGAGAUCUUUCCCAACUCAUAUAUGGUUUCAUACAUGGCUGGAGUACUUCUUCAGUCUUUACAGAACUUCAGAAAUUCCCAGUCACAGAGACUUUGUCAACAAUCUGGGGAUCCACACCUUUCCAGAUUUCAUAUCCAGUCCGCAGCCCAGCACUUCCCCAUGUGGGUAAAAUACCAGGAGGGAUUAAACAAGACAUGGCUGUAUUCGUCCAAGGGACUCUUCCUUCAGAUGCCAAAAGCUUUGCAAUAAAUUUCAAAACGGGGCCGUCUGAUGGUGAUGAUAUCGCUUUUCAUUACAACCCUCGCAUUGGUGAUAUUACCGCCCUGAACAGCUUCAGAAACGGAACCUGGGAGACACAGGAAAAUGCACCUGAUAAACCCUUCACUAAGGGAGAAGCCUUCCAAAUGAUUGUACCCAUCAACUCUGAGGGUUAUGAGGUCUAUGUGAAUGGCUUAAGGCAGUGUGGGUUUAAGCACCGCAUACCUUUUGAGAACGUUUCAGCGCUUGAAAUCCAUGGAGAUCUUUCCCAACUCAUAUAUGGUUUCAUACAUAGCUGGAGUACGUCUUCAUUCUUUAAAGAACUUCAGAAAUUCCCAGUCACAGAGAGUUUAUCCACACCUUUCCAGAUUUCACAUCCAAUCAGCAACCCAACACUUCCCUAUGUGGGUAAAAUACCAGGAGGGAUUAAACAAGACAUGGCUGUAUUCUUCCAAGGGACUCUUCCUUCAGAUGCCAAAAGCUUUGCAGUAAAUUUCAAAACGGGGCCGUCUGAUGGUGAUGAUAUCGCUUUUCAUUACAACCCUCGCAUUGGUGAUAUUACCGCCCUGAACAGCUUCAGAAACGGAACCUGGGAGACACAGGAAAAUGCACCUGAUAAACCCUUCACUAAGGGAGAAGCCUUCCAAAUGAUUGUACCCAUCAACUCUGAGGGUUAUGAGGUCUAUGUGAAUGGCUUAAGGCAGUGUGGGUUUAAGCACCGCAUACCUUUUGAGAACGUUUCAGCGCUUGAAAUCCAUGGAGAUCUGUCCCUACUCAUAUGUGGUUUUAUACAUGGCUGGAGUACUUCUUCAUUCUUUACAGAACUUCAGAAAAUCUCAGUCACAGAGAGUUUAUCCACAGUCUCGGGAUCCACACCUUUCCAGAUUUCACAUCCAAUCAGCAACCCAACACUUCCCCAUGUGGGUAAAAUACCAGGAGGGAUUAAACAAGACAUGGCUGUAUUCUUCCAAGGGACUCUUCCUUCAGAUGCCAAACGCUUUGCAAUAAAUUUCAAAACGGGGCCGUCUGAUGGUGAUGAUAUCGCUUUUCAUUACAACCCUCGCAUUGGUGAUAUUACCGCUCUGAACAGCUUCAGAAACGGAACCUGGGAGACACAGGAAAAUGCACCUGAUAAACCCUUCACUAAGGGAGAAGCCUUCCAAAUCAUUAUACCCAUCAACUCUGAGGGUUAUGAGGUCUAUGUGAAUGGCUUAAGGCAGUGUGGGUUUAAGCACCGCAUACCUUUUGAGAACGUUUCAGCGCUUGAAAUCCAUGGAGAUCUUUCCCUACUCAUAUAUGGUUUCAUACAUAGCUGGAGUACGUCUUCAUUCUUUACAGAACUUCAGAAAAUCUCAGUCACAGAGAUUUCAUCCACAACCUCAGAAUCCGCAACUUUCCAGAUUUCACAUCCAAUCAUUAACCCAGAACUUCCCUAUGGAUGUAAAAUACCAGUAGGUAUUAAACAAAACAUGGCUGUGAUCUUCCAAGGGACUUUUAAUCCAGAUGGUAAACGAUUUGCAAUCGAUUUCACUGAUGGUAAAGACGUCGCUUUUCAUUACAACCCUCGCCUUGGUCAAUAUACCGCUCUGAACAGCUUCAGAAAUGGAAACUGGGAUCCAGAGGAAAAUGCACCUGAUAAACCCUUCACCGCAGGAGAAGCCUUCCAAAUUAUUGUAGCCAUGAAGUCUGAGGGUUAUCAGGUUUAUGUGAACACAGUGAACCACUGCACAUUUAAACAUCGCAUGCCUUUAGAGAAAGUUUCUGCAAUUAAUAUUCAUGGAGACAUUACCAUUCAGCUCAUUGGUUUUAUUGAAAACUGGACGAUUGGAUAAAUUACAAAAGAGCAAAGCACACAAAUGGGGAGAACGUUCCAGAGGCUAAAGGUUUUGCAGCAGUAAUUCUGUUUAAAAGCAUGGAUAGAUUUCAAAAAUAAUCUCUUGUUCAAUUUGCAUGUAAUGCUCAUUAUGCUUUGGUACAAAUCAUACAACUUGGAACCUCUACUCUGGACAUUUUACCCACCAGUCUGAACAAAAGAAGCCCUAACUAUUUAAAGCACACUGUCUCAACUUCCUUGGUUUUCAAAUGAAAUUAUGAUUUCAUAUGGUCAUAAAAUUAUUUGCUCUUAAUCAUGCCUCUAACAUCAUAAACAUUUAUACGUGAAAUGUCCAGAAAACCAAAAAUCCAAGGUUAUAUUCACAAUUAAUUCAUAUUUUUUGAUCCAUAAAUGCAAUGAUUUUUUGGAUACGGAAGCAUCUAAGGAUCAGAUAUUUACUUUUUUUGAUUCAUAAGUUUGCUGCGAGGCCUACUUGGAUACUUCUCUUGCCAAUGGAGCCAGAAUUCAUAAUUUUCAUGUUUGCAAAAAUGCAGGAUGAAGUGAUAAGGCCGUCCAGAAGCUACAAAUGAACUUCUGGGCAGAUAUUUGUUGAAUGGUAGCUUGUCUGGCCAGCGAUCUACACUGGAAAGGCUUGAAUGGGUUUAAGCUUGCUUUAUGAUUCUCCAUUAGAGAGACUCAAUAGGGGGAAUUCAGGGAACAUAAGGUAACUUUUCCUUCAUUUGUCUUAUGGGUUAAAGGGCAAACAUUAGUUAAUUCAUAUUUAGUCCUGUUUUAGAGAACCUUUUGGGAAUUAUCAUGCCUUUUACCUUCUAGUUUAUGGCUUAAUUUUUGCUUGAAAUGGAAAUCAAUGUUAAACCGAUUUACUGCUGAAUUUCUCGCUUAAUUCUCAAUAAACAAAGGGAAUCUGAA
Molecule: messenger RNA, 10696 nt
Organism: Hemibagrus wyckioides
Lineage: Eukaryota; Metazoa; Chordata; Actinopteri; Siluriformes; Bagridae
Gene: lgals4
Product: galectin 4
Exons: 78
Coding region: 48-9785 (3245 amino acids)
Molecular function (GO): carbohydrate binding
Source: RefSeq, a predicted model, not a curated record